AUGUUCGUCAUACUUUAUGAUCUGGCUGAUAUGCCUGCCAACUGCAAGACAUUCCUGCGUCAGCGUACAGUCUACAUGCCCAUCCUUCUGACUUCAGCAGCCACGACGGAUCCUCUUGAUCAGACCAGCAUGGUAAAACCAGACCCCGAAAUCUCAGAAGCUCAGUGUCCAACGUCUGUCAGUGAGGAAACAUCUCAGAUGUCUCCGAAGUUGUGGUCCUAUGCACGGGAGAUACAUCCAUCUAACUGCUCUAACACCGCGCAGAUUAACAGUCAUGCUCCGACAAUCCCUACAACUGACGUGCUUGACAAUGGUAGCAACAAGGAUGAAUCUUCCACUCAUCUGGCCAUAGCUGAACUCGAAACAAAUCAGGGACCUCAAGGAGCCUUAGCUGGUGUAUCUCAUCCAUUAAGUGACCCAGUUGAGGCUAUUUGUGUCGACAGUUUAAGCACAAAGAAUCUCGCCGCUCCGAGUACUGCUACAAAUAGCCUUAAUGAGACUUUUCCCUCUGCCAAAGUCACUUCUGCUACUCUGAUGCUUCAUAAUGAAUCCAGUAAGGCAUGGUCUAUGAGGAGAAUGUCAGACCUUCCUAUAAACAGCCAAUAUCAUUUCCCUUCUGCUUCACCUCUACCACCGCCUUCGACCUCUUCUACCGACACUCUCUCAAAUACGACUACCGCCUCUUCGGCGUUGCCAUCUUCUCGAUUGGUUCCAGCUCAUCCGUUGACUAGACAGGCUUCUCUGAGAGUUUGCAAGGCUACUCCUACUCUUAUCACUGGGUGUUGGGCUCCAAUCGUUGGCACUUCGAUGUCAGCUACUGGGGGGCUAGGUCGUUCAGAGUUUCCAGCCUAUUUGAGGUACCUGGUGCAUUUGCGGUAA
Messenger RNA from Protopolystoma xenopodis, 879 nucleotides. Lineage: Eukaryota; Metazoa; Platyhelminthes; Monogenea; Polystomatidea; Polystomatidae. The record is from the annotation of a GenBank genome assembly.